Messenger RNA from Rubroshorea leprosula, 1231 nucleotides. Lineage: Eukaryota; Viridiplantae; Streptophyta; Magnoliopsida; Malvales; Dipterocarpaceae. The record is from the annotation of a GenBank genome assembly.
GUCUUAGAUUUCUGCAAUCUGCUGCGUCGAGAGAAAUCCUAAUUUCUCAAUCUCUGAGAAUUCUGUUUGCUACUUUUUUUCUUUUUUUCUUUUUUUUUUUUGAGUCGAAGUAAGGUGUAUCAAUGGCUGGAAAAGGUGAGGGACUAGCUAUCGAAAUCGAUUUGGGUACCACAUACUCCUGCGUCAGAGUGUGGCAACAUGACAGAGUAGAGAUCAUAGCUAACAACCAAGGCAACAGAACCACACAGUCCUAUGUGGCUUUCACAGAAACUGAGCCCCUAAUUGGUGACGCCGCCAAGAACCAGCUGGCCUUGAACCCCACCAACACCGUAUUCGAUUUUGAUAACAGAAUGGUCAACCAUUUGUUAAGGAGUUCAAGAGAAACCGUAAGAGCUUUGAGGAGGCUGAGGACUGCUUGCAAGAGGGCUAAGAGGACUCUGUCAUCUACUGCUCAGACUACCAUUGAGACUGAUUCUCUCUGUGAAGGUAUCAAUUUCUAUUCGACAAUUACUAGUGCAAGAUGGACAAGAGUAGCGUCCACGAUGUUGUUCUUGUUGGUGGUUCUACCGAAAUUCCAAAGGUGCAGAAGAAGUCUUUGCAAGAGCAUCAAUCCAGAUGAAGCUGUUGCUUGUAGUGCUGCUGCUCAGGCUGUCAUCGUAAGUGGUGAGGUCCAUGAGGGUGAAAGAGCAAGAACAAAGGACAAUAAUCUGUUGGGCAAGUUUGAGCUUACUGGUAUUCCUCUAGCACCUAGGGGUGUGCCUCAAAUCAAUUUCUGUUUUGACAUUCACGCAAAUGGUAUCUUGAAUGCCUCUGCCGAGGACAAGACUACUGGCCAGAAGAGCAAGAUCACAAUCACCAACGACAAUGGUAGGCUGUCCAAGGAAGAAAUUGAGAAGAUGGUACAAGUGGCGGAGAAAUACAAGGCCUUGACAAGGAACACAAGAAGAAGGUUAAAGCCAAGAAUGCUAUGGAGAAUUAUGCAUACAACACGAGGAGCACAGUGAGAGAUGACAAGAUCAGCUCCUAACUUGAUCUAGCUGAUAAGAAGAAGAUUGAAUAUGCUAUACAUUGAUCAGGCUAUUCAUUGGUUGGAUGGCAGCCAAUUAGUUGAGGCAGAUGAACUUGAGGACAAAAUGAAGGAGUUGGAGAGCUAGCAUUUGCAAUCCCAUUAUAGCCAAGAUGUACCAGGGAGGAGCUAAGUUAGACUGCAAAAUAAAGAUUCCCUAAAUUA